Terrapene triunguis (Three-toed box turtle) is the source of this 491-nucleotide messenger RNA. Its product is annotated as proline-rich protein 12-like. The record is from RefSeq and is a predicted model, not a curated record. The transcript has 4 exons. NCBI's taxonomy places the organism in Eukaryota, Metazoa, Chordata, Testudines, Emydidae. The annotation marks the transcript as partial.
AUGGCCUGGCCCCCCCCCUUCACAUCUGUGCCCCCCCCAGAGCGGGUGCCGAUGGGCCGGGUGUUGAGCACGCGGGCGAUGAAGGAGAUGUACCGGAGCUACGUGGAGAUGCUGGUCAGCACAGCCCUCGACCCCGACAUGAUCCAAGCCCUGGAGGACACCAACGACGAGCUGUACCUGCCCCCCAUGCGCAAAAUCGAUGGGAUCCUGAACGACCACAAGAAGAAAGUCCUGAAGCGGGUGUCGCUGCACCCGGCGCUGCAGGAGGCGCUGCACACCUUCCCCCAGCUGCAGGCGGAGCCGGGCGAGGCGCUGGUGAGGCUGCGCCCCGCGGGGGAGCCCUACAACCGCAAGACCCUCAACAAGCUGAAGAAGAGCGUGUCCAAACCCCAGGAGUUCAAGGUCGACGUGGAAAAGUCGUUUUUCUUCACCCUGUACCAUUCCCUCCAUCACUACAAAUACCACACCUUCCUGCGCUGCAAGGACGAGGU